GUGCCAUCCCAAGCACACGCAACACGCAUCCCCCAUAGCCGGAACGAGCUCCGCUUCUCCUUGUUCCCGCGGCGGCGGAACACAUCGAGAUGGCCAAGUACGUGGAGAUGCUGGACAUGGGCGUGCGCAUCGCCGCCAGGUUCCACUCCCACUGCCCGCAGACGGCGCGCAUGUACUACAAGCCGCCGCAGUCCGCCUCCACGUCGGGCGCCGCCGAGGCCGCCACGACGGAUCGGACGAAGGCGGCCGGCUUUGACGGCGGCGAGGACGUGGCUGCUGGCUUCCGGCCCUUCGCCGCCUCGGGAGCUCUCGGCGCCGGCGUCCAGCCGCGGUUCGGCUUCGACACCGCGCAGGUCGUCAUCUACGAGGUCGUAUGAGGCUGGGAACAACGAGGGCGGGCUCUUCUGGGAAGAGAUCUCUUGGAUGAGGAUAGUUUUGCGACCGAGGAAUUGGUCGAUUAUAACACCAUUCUUUAAUUAGUUUGUGUACAUGCCGGAAGAAUUGAUCAAAGAAAGAGUUUUUUGUUCUUGCU
This is a messenger RNA of Triticum aestivum (bread wheat), 532 nucleotides long. RefSeq lists its product as uncharacterized. The coding region runs from base 90 to 377 and encodes 95 amino acids. Lineage: Eukaryota; Viridiplantae; Streptophyta; Magnoliopsida; Poales; Poaceae. The record is from RefSeq and is a predicted model, not a curated record. The transcript has a single exon.